AUGGCACAAGCAAAAGACGCUAUCAAGAAGGCAACUCGAAAUAUUCAUGAUUAUGGUUUACUUUUAACAAGAAAUGAACAAAAUAAUGAAAGUACGACGCUUCUUUGGUUUGAUCCAAAUAUUGAAUUGCAAGAAGAUACAGAACUCACUAAGCAACAAUUGCGUUCCAUCAAUGAUUUUGUUACAUUUCACACUGAUCUUGACCAAUGUGUUACAUAUAUUCAGUCUAUUAACAAAGAAAAGAUUUUUUUAAUCACAUCAGGAUCAAAAGCAUCACAACUUCUACCUCUGGUCAAUAAUCUUUGUCAGGUUGAUUGCAUCUUCAUCUUCUGUAGAAAGAAAGAAAGAUAUGAGCAUUUAAAGAAUGAAUAUUCAAAGAUUAUUGAUGUUUAUGUUCAUUUGGAUGACCUGUGUGCAUCCAUUCGACAACAAAUUGAUCUUUUUGAUAAACAAUUAGAAGUAUUUAGUGCUUUCGAUCAUCAUCAAAAAUCAACAAAAGAUCUUUCAAAACAAUCAGCCGAGUUUCUUUGGUUGCAACUCUUUCAUCAUCUCAUUAUUCGUCUUCCACCAAAUCAAGAAGCAAAACAACGAAUGAUUAAUGUAUGUCGGCACUAUUAUCGUGGAAAUACGAAAGAAUUGAAUUUGAUUGAUCAAUUUGAACGAGAAUAUCGUCCAGAAGACGCCAUUCGAUGGUAUUCAAUACAAUCAUUCGUCUAUAAAUUAGUCAACAAAGCAUUACGAACUGAAGAUCUUGAUCAACUGCAAACGUUUCGUUUUUUUAUCGGUGAUCUAUCACAAAGUCUUGCUCGUGAGCAUGAAAAGAUCCUUUCGUCUAAUAAUAAAAUAUUAACUGUUUAUCGAGGAGCCAAGUUGGAUAAAGUAGAAUUCGAAAAAUUGAAAGAAAGUCAAGGAAAACUUAUUUCAACUAAUGGAUACUUGUCAACUAGUCGAAGUCGAUCACAAGCAAUUAAAUUUCUACAAGCAAGCACAAACAGGCAGCAUGUUGUUAAAGUUCUUUUUCAAAUCGAAUGCCAUAUUCAACAACUUGGUAAAAGUGUUGUCUAUGCUGAUAUUGCGUCUUUCAGUGACUAUCCACAAGAACAAGAAGUGCUUUUUGAUUUAAAUGCAGCGUUUCGACUCAACUCGAUUGAAGAACAAGAUUCAAUACAACUGAUUCACAUGAAUGCAUCAAAUGAGGGAAAAAAAAUUACAGAAGAUUAUAUCAAGUUGACACAAAUGGAAAUUAAAGAAAAAAGUGUUAUCAUUGUAUUUGGACGAUUGAUGUGUAGUCUAGGCCAAUAUGAUCAAUCACAAAAAUAUUUUGAAGAACUAUUGAAGGAGCCUAAUGGUGAAGAUAUCGCUUGGAUAGAAUUCAAUUUAGGUCAAGUUCUAGAUUAUAAAGGUCAAUGGGAACAAGCGAAAAAAUAUUAUGAUCAAGCAUACGAUCGAAUGAUCAAAGCAGAAUCACCAAGAAUCAAAGACUCAGCUCAAGUGCUCAAUAAUAUUGGUGGUAUUUUCUAUCGGCAAGGAAAAUACAAUGAAUCUCUCGAUUUCCAUCGACAAGCACUAAAUAUUCGAAAAGAAUUCUGUCCAUCUGAUCAUAUAGAAAUUGGUAAUAGCCUCAACUACAUCGGUCUUAUUCUUGAUCUUCAAGGAAAGUAUAGUGAAGCUUUAGACUAUCAUCAACAAGCAUUAAAAAUACGUGAGAAAUUCUAUCCAUCUGAUCAUGUCGAAAUCGCUGCGAGCCUUAACAACAUUGGUUUUGUUCUCCUUCAUCAAGAAAAGUACGAUGAAGCUUUGAAAUACUGUCGACAAGCACUGAAAAUACGCGAGAAAUUUUAUCCAUCUGGUCAUAUUGAUACUGCUAAAAGCCUCAACAAUAUUGGUCUAAUUCUCAAUAAACAAAAAAAGUACGAUGAAGCUCUGGAAUACCAUCGACGAUCACUGGAAAUGCGUAAGAAAUUCUAUCCACCUGUUCAUGCUCACAUUGCUAUCAGUUUUGACAAUAUUGGCUCUGUUCUCAGUCAUGAAGGAAAGUACGAUGAAGCUUUGGAAUACCUUCAACAUGCACUGAAAAUGCGUGAGAAACUCUUUCCAUCUGGCCAUGUCGAUAUUGCUUACAGUUUGAAAAAGAUUGGAAUAUGCUAUGAAAAUCAAAAUGAGAGAAAGCUGGCAUUGGACUACUACCAACGAGCUGUGGUCAUAUUCACAAAGUUUCUUCCCGCUGAUCAUCGUGCACUAGUCAGCAUGAAGCAUAGUAUUUGUCGUCUAACGGGUAAAGACUAA
Messenger RNA from Rotaria sp. Silwood1, 2286 nucleotides. NCBI's taxonomy places the organism in Eukaryota, Metazoa, Rotifera, Eurotatoria, Philodinida, Philodinidae. The record is from the annotation of a GenBank genome assembly.